UUACUUACUAUUAUUACCGUCUUUUACUAAUAAGAAAUUAUAAAUCUAUAUAUAUACAGUUGUCACAUAUAUAUAUAUAGUAUUAUUGGAUUCUGAUCUAACUUUGAAGCCUAUAGAAGGUAUUUAUAAUUUCCCGGACAUAAAUAAAGGCUUGACAAUCUAGUAUGGCUCCACCAAUUGAACAACCGAUUCCGGUUUCGUCUGGAUCUUCCAUUAAUAGUAAUGAGACUCCAGGUGAAGCAUACCAUAUAAACCUGGAAGCAUUUCAAAGAAUGCCUCUUAUAUCACCUAACCUAACACCAAGCCAAACCAAUGUUUCUCCUCAAAUCCCACCAGUUAUCAGUCAAGAUGAACGUAAAGCCUUACCGAUUCAUGACGAAUUACCAAUAGUUAGGUGUAUGGCUAGAGCCCGUAUUCCAACUACUCAGGGCCCGGAGAUUUUCUUGCAUAUCUAUGAAAAUAGCAUUGAUAAUAAAGAGCAUUUGGCUAUUGUCUUUGGCGAGGAUAUUCGUUCAGAAUCUUUAUUUGCACAAAGAAAAGGUGAAUCUCAACAGGAUAGAAUGACUAGAGGUGCUUACGUUGGUAAAUUAUUUCCUGGUCGAGUUGAUGCUGAUAGGGAUACUAGAUCUAAUCAGAUUUUAAAAUUUGAUUCCAAUGGUAAAUUAAUUAGAGAACCAUCAACGACUUUUGCCGGUGAACCUGCUUUAGUUCGUAUUCAUUCGGAAUGCUACACUGGUGAAACGGCUUGGUCUGCUCGUUGUGAUUGUGGUGAACAAUUUGAUGAAGCUGGUAAACAAAUGGGGUUGGCUGGUCAUGGCUGCAUGGUUUAUUUAAGACAAGAAGGUAGAGGUAUUGGUUUAGGUGAAAAAUUAAAAGCUUAUAAUUUACAAGAUUUAGGUGCUGAUACCGUUCAAGCCAAUUUGAUCUUGAAACAUCCUGCUGACGGUAGAUCUUUUUCUUUGGCCACUGCUAUCUUGGUUGAUUUAGGUUUGGCAGAAAUAAAAUUACUUACCAAUAAUCCAGAUAAAAUCUUGGCCGUUGAAGGUAAAAAUCAAGAUGUUAAAGUCACUGAAAGAAUCCCAAUGAUUCCAAAAGCUUGGACCUCAACUGAUGGUAUCAAAUCAAAGGAAAUUGAAGGUUACUUGAGCACUAAAAUUGAAAGAAUGGGUCAUUUAUUAGAAAAACCAAUUCAGAUUUAGACUUCGAGUUCUAAACAAAAAUAAGAAAAAAAAAAAAAAAAC
This is a messenger RNA of Hyphopichia burtonii NRRL Y-1933, 1241 nucleotides long. It is a transcript of the gene RIB1, whose product is annotated as GTP cyclohydrolase II. Lineage: Eukaryota; Fungi; Ascomycota; Pichiomycetes; Serinales; Debaryomycetaceae. Gene Ontology annotation, biological process: riboflavin biosynthetic process. The transcript has a single exon. Gene Ontology annotation, molecular function: GTP cyclohydrolase II activity. The coding region runs from base 165 to 1199 and encodes 344 amino acids. The record is from RefSeq and is a predicted model, not a curated record.